AUCUACUGCGGCGUCACCAGAAAAUGGAAGGAUGAACAGGCAGCCAUCCCUCUUCAACGAUGAUUCAGCGUGAAGAUGAACGCUGUGAAGUAGGAGUGGGGAAAUAACACAAAGUUUGGAAAAAAAAAAAAAAAACAACCUUGGGUGUGAAGUGGUGUGCUCAUUAUUUCCUGGUUGGAUGUGUGCACCAGCAGUCUCUGCUUCCCCUACGUGGGUGAGCUCCGGCAAAGCUGGGAUUGCAUCUCUGUUGACACCUCCGCACAGUCAACAUGGAGCAGGGAGAGAGAAACAUGCAGACCGAGUAGUGACCGGGAUGAGAAGACGGACGACAGUGGUUGCUAGAGACGAAGAGACAUGUUCAAAACAAGGAGAGAGAGUGAAAGGGAGACAAAUGAGACAUUUGAAAAUUAGGCAGAAGUAGUCGAGUAGUAAAUAACUGAUCAGUGUUUGUUUUUUUUGUUUUUUUUUAAAGGGGCCGUGUCAGAGCAGCACAGGACCCAAAAAAACUUAAAGGACGUUUUGAAAUGCAACAUGGACACUGUUGGGUUGCAGCAAACCUGAAGAUUUGAAGUGGGAUUAUGCAAUCAAAUUAGACGAAUUCUCCAAAUGAUGACAUGAAGAAUUUGAUGCCUAUCUAUUAUCAUUAAUUAAGAAUUGAAACUGCCAAGCUAUCAGAGAUGGCUGUCAACAGUUUCCCCAUCUUCCUCCUGCUACUGAUCGGCUCUUGCACAUCACACCCGUCGCCUCCUCCCCCACUGGGAUGUAGCGAGCAUGUGGAGCCCUCUUACCGAGUGCUGUGUGACCUGGAGUCGGUGUGGGGCGUUGUUUUGGAAGCGGUGGCCUGCAGCGGGGGCCUCACCUCUCUCAUCCUCGCUACGCUCCUUCUCAUCAAGCUUCGCUCGAUUUCAGACCCGGCCAGGCGCUCUGGCGUGGGACCCCUUCUGCUACUCCUGGGAACACUCCUUGGGAUAUUCCCCAUCUCUCUGGCGUUCCUUGUGGGAAAGAACCAGGUCCUCUGUGUGGUUCGCAGGGCCUUCUGGGGUCCCCUCUUUGCCCUUUGCUUCUCGAGCUUGCUGGUCCAGGGCCUGAGGCUCAGGAGAUUGGUGGCUGGGAAGACGAGCCCAUCGGGGAGCACGCUGGCUGCACUGGGCUUGGCAUUGGCCUUGGUUCAGGGGAUCAUUUCUGCUGAAUGGGUCCUUCUCACUGUCGUCAGGGAGGGUCAUCCAGCUUGCGAGUAUCCACCUUUGGACUUUGCUCUGACAUGCAGCUACACCUUAGGGCUGCUCCUCAUAGCCAUGGGGCUCUCUCUAGGGGUAGUGCUGUGUGGGGGGGAACUGGUGGUAGACGCAGCUCGUGAAAGUGACGAGGAUAGAGAAGAAGAGGGUGACAAAAGGAGAUGGAAGUGUAAUGCAGUUUGGCUUUUCCUGGCAAGUCUGGCAUCAGCGUUGCUUUGGGUGGCCUGGCUUGGCUUUUAUCUCUAUGGGAGCCAAGCAAUGAGGAUCAGGGGGAAAGUGGGGAGGUCAGGAGGAGGAGCGGGAAAGGUGGAGGACCGUCUGCUGGAUGAGCCCGCUCUGGCGGUAGCCCUGGUGGUGCAGGGAUGGAUCCUUCUGCUCUUCCACGGCAUUCCAGAGAGCCACCUCUGUCUCUGGAACCGUUCACAAUGCGGCAGGCAAGAUUUCUUUGACACCAACGAGACAACGCCUCCUCCACAUUUCAGAGAUGAGCUCCCGGCGCACUCUCACCAACCCUUCCAGGAAAACCAGGCCUUUUCGAUGGAGGAGCACGGUGCAAGUCUCCGAAGUGGAAACUACAAGGGAGGUCACGGGAGUGUUCGCCCUGGCAUCGCCUUCAGAGGUCACGUGUACCAACCAACUGAGAUGGCUCUUGUUAUGAAUGGCGGUACAAUGCCCACCGCCCCGAUUAACUACACUGGAAGACGACUGUGGUAAUGCAGUAAUGGGUCAUAAUGUAUGGUCCUGAAUUUCCUGAUGCCUGACAAGGAGUAAUAAUUUAAAAAGACAUAACAUAUCAUACAGGGUGGACUGACAACAGCUCAAUACAUUUAAUGUUUGUGCAUACAUGUUGGAAUUCUUCAUUUUGAGAGUUUGUUUCAGUUUUUUCAAAACGAAAGGAUUGGAAAUGACAGCGAUGGUACAGUUGAGGACAUUUUUCAGGUAUAAAUACCAUUUACAGUGCUUUGAUAUUAUCAAGGCGCAGAUGUCUGUAUGAAUAUGUAAAUAAGCUAACAGGAUGUGUUUGAAGUGGGCUAAUAAUGCCUGGGGUGGAAGAUUAUUUAAACCUUCAGGAUAUGAAUUCACAGCACAUCCGUACAAAAGAUUUUUCUCGCCAUUUGGCUCUUCCAUUAAGAGUGUUACAGGACGUUAUCUGAGCCACAUUGUAGAGAAUUGGUCCAUUCUGCCUGAAAUCUUGCAUCAUGUGCACAUGAAUGUAAUGGAAAGCCCAUGGGCAACCUAAAAAGCCAUUUACCAAUGCACUCAAAAGUGAAAUCAUUAGGUACACUUUUUACCUGCUUCAUCUAGUAAGGACCAGAACAAGAGCGGAGACUUUAUUCUACAGUGAAGUAGUUAAAUACAGUACCGAAAUGAUUAUAAACACAGUUCAGUAUGAUGCAAUUUAGCUUUACAGUAAAAUAACAUAAAUAUGCAUAUUGUAAAACAAAUACUUCUCUGACAGUGUUAUUCAAAACGGAAUAUUAUUUGCAAAGGCAGAAUUAAUGUUAAGCUCUUGCGAUUGGAUCUCAUUAGAUUGGUGAUUCCCACAAGUCAUGGCACCCGAGUGAACGGUGAGAGGUCAGCAACUAUCCAAGUUUACUUCAUUUGGCUGAAAUUGAUUAGUCACUAAUUAUAAAAAGAUUAGGGCACGUCCAGUAUGGAUUUUUUUUUUUUUUUAGGCUAAUGCUGAUUCCAAUUGUUGCGGGAAAAGACUCAGAUGGUCCAUUGUUUGGCCAAUUAAUUAAAAAAAACUA
This is a messenger RNA of Hippocampus comes (tiger tail seahorse), 2986 nucleotides long. RefSeq names its product G protein-coupled receptor, class C, group 5, member Bb (gene gprc5bb). Gene Ontology annotation, cellular component: signaling receptor complex; plasma membrane; intracellular membrane-bounded organelle. Gene Ontology annotation, biological process: G protein-coupled receptor signaling pathway. The record is from RefSeq and is a predicted model, not a curated record. Bases 678 to 1949 code for a protein of 423 amino acids. The transcript has 4 exons. Gene Ontology annotation, molecular function: protein kinase activator activity; protein kinase binding; G protein-coupled receptor activity. NCBI's taxonomy places the organism in Eukaryota, Metazoa, Chordata, Actinopteri, Syngnathiformes, Syngnathidae.